Molecule: messenger RNA, 1035 nt
Organism: Macrosteles quadrilineatus (aster leafhopper)
Lineage: Eukaryota; Metazoa; Arthropoda; Insecta; Hemiptera; Cicadellidae
Exons: 5
Coding region: 1-777 (258 amino acids)
Source: RefSeq, a predicted model, not a curated record
AUGACAAUGUACUUAGCAGUGUUAGUCGUCUGUGGGUUGGCCGUGGUGGCGGCCGACGACCAGUACACGACAAAGUAUGACGACGUCGACCUGGACAACGUGCUGAGGAACAACCGUCUGCUGAGGAACUACCACAACUGCAUCAUGGACAAGGGGCCGUGCACGCCCGACGCUCAGGAACUGAAGAAAAACCUUCCCGAGGCUCUGGACAGCGAGUGCGCCAAGUGUUCAGAAAAACAGAAACAAGGGGCUGAGAAGGUGCUGAAGUUUUUGUAUGAGAAGAAACCACAGAUGUUUAAGGAGCUGGAGAGCAAAUUCGACCCUGACGGCAAAUACAGGGCUAAGUACAAGAAGAGAAUUGAAGCGGCUGGAUCUGUGACGAAGAUCUGUCAGACAAUGUCACGAAUGUCGAUGAUCUUCUUGGUCGCCGUCGUGGUGAUGUCUUCGACAUCCGCAGAAGAGACGUACACCAACCGCUGGGACAAUGUGGACGUGGACCGGAUAUUGAAGAACGAACGUCUUCUCAGAUCGUACUUCCGGUGUGUCAUGGACCAGGGGAAAUGUUCUCCGGAUGCUGCUGAACUAAAGAAAAAUAUCCCAGAAGCUCUAGGAAACGACUGCGCUAAAUGUACGCCGAAGCAGAAAGCCACUGUUGAUAAGGUUAUGCGCUAUUUGUUUGAGAAGAGGCAGGAUUUGUUUAAACAGCUGGAGCGGAAAUACGACACCGAAGGAGCUUACCGGAUAAAAUACAAGGACCGCACAGCUGGUGCAAGAUAGAGAAGAAACUCAGUUUGUAAUUUAUUUUGUAAAAAUGUAACGAUUUUCACAGUUUUACCUAUUUAUGUCAAAAUCUAUCAACCCAUUAAAAGUCUUGCAAGGAACCGAAUUUGUGAGUGAUUCAUCAUCUUUAAAGAUUUAAAAUUAAUUCUACACUAACGAAUUGUUACUUUAUUUUUUUUUUUUAGUUAAUGUUCUUUUGAUCUAUAAGGGUGGCGAUGUUGUAUGAAAGGCUGAUUAAAUCAAAUUUCUGGCGUU